AUGCACUGUGCUGCCACCGGAUGCAGUUGUCAUGGAGAUGGAAAAGGAGCCAGCAUCCGCUCCUUUGCUGUUGCCAUGGAAAUCCCUGUUGCAGCAGCAUCGCUCUCUGUAGCGCCAGGAGAGCCGGAGGAGCAGCGCGAGCCCACCCUACCCGUUCAGCACCGUGGACAGCACCAUAGGACCAGACCGCCGUUUAACCACGGGAGAUUUUACAUGCUGAUAGUUAUCGGAGAAAUCUCAACGGACCACCACCUUCAGUCUGCCAAAAAACACAUAAAACAGGGUGAGUGGGCUACUUGACAGGGUAUUAUAAGUCUUUACACAUCUUUCUAAACUGUUCAAGUUCAAGAUUACCCACAAAGAUGUUGUUUUAUGUAAAAAUGUGGUUUGUUUAGAUGUCAGAGGCUUGACCCCUAUGCAUUGGCCUGCACUUGCAAUAUUAAAAUGUAUGACAAAAAUCUAACCAAAUUGGUUUUUAGAACAAGCUGUGACUUUGUUUGGAAUAUUGUCAUCUAAUUAAUCCAUUGCAGCGGAUCAAAAAGGGAGCGGAUGAUGCCUAUAUCUCAAAUACAGGCUGCAGUAUGAGUGAGUUAGAUUUCAGAUUGAGCAGAGCUGUUUGGUAAUGCAUACAUAGAGGACACUGCACCAGAUGGAUAGCCCCCUAUAGGGCUGAAUAUAGCAAUACGGAACACAAAACUAUUGUACCAGUAUGUGAUAUCCUGAAUGACUGCAGUGUUUCUGGUAUAAAGAGUUUAAUUACUCUUUAUAGUUUGCAAUGGAUUAUUCUCCAUAGUUAUUGCAGUUGGCUGUAAUAACUAAGAAUUUGCAAAUGUGAAAUCAAUAGGCCCUACUGGGUUAUCUGAAACACUGGAAUAUAGAUGACUGGAAAUAAUCCCAGACAAAAAAAACAUGAUGUUAAAUUAUUCUAGAGAAAACUGUGACAGGUCGUUGAAUAGAAUAAGGUUGAGGCAAUACACUGGCCAAUCAAGAAAAAACACAAACCCUGAACUGAUGUCUCUUCCUGUGCCAAUGGACACUCUGUUAAAUGAGAACUGGCAUCAUUCACAACAGGGAAACAGCUUGCAUACUGGGUAGUUCACCAUUUACAGGGGGCGUAAUAAGGUUCAUCAUAUAACUGCCAAUAUUAAUAACAAUCAUCUUCCUACAAGGGGUUAUUUGCCAACCCAGUAAUUUUCCGAUGUUACUGUACAUUAGGGGUUAUCCAUUCCCAGUGCUCGAAGGAAGGCCAUGGUGUUGAAUGGUUUUUAAUCCAUGACUUUGAGUCAGUGGUUGAUUAAGAUGGUGAAGGCCCUCUCCAGCCUAUUAGUAGAAAUCUACCAAUCAGUGCCAAGGAGCAAUAACAACCAGCAGGGUCAUGUUCAUUAGGUCACGUGACAGAAAUCAGCCCCUAGACAGGCACUUCUACUCCAACAGUAAUGUGUUUGUUGUAUGGUUAUAGAGAAUUAUGGGUAAUAUAGUGCAUCAUGCUACAUUUGUUAUCGUGUGUUAACAGGGGUGCGGUCUUGGGACAUCGAUCUGACUCUGUGCGACCUGAACAGGGAGCUGCAGCUCUUCGAGACGCGACACUCCGCCCAGUUCUCCUCAGAGGUCAAAGGUCAGUCCUGUUCAGGGUCAAAG
Molecule: messenger RNA, 1638 nt
Organism: Coregonus sp. 'balchen'
Lineage: Eukaryota; Metazoa; Chordata; Actinopteri; Salmoniformes; Salmonidae
Source: the annotation of a GenBank genome assembly